AAACAAGCCAUCUUUCUCAUUCACCGCGUGGAAGCUGGAGGGUAGCAUGGCGGAGGUGGAGGGUUUCAAGAAAAAGCCCAAGAAACGUCGUAGUCAUGUGCUCGGGUCUGAAGAAGUAGCAGAUAUACAACAUGAAGGAGAUUUUCUAAUUCAACCAGAAUCAAAAGUGGCUCAACUGGAUACAUCUCAGUGGCCUCUAUUGUUAAAGAAUUUCGAUAAACUGAAUAUUCGGACGGCUCACUAUACUCCUAUUCCUUCUGGCUCAAAUCCUUUGAAGAGGGACAUUGCAGAAUAUAUUAAGACAGGGUUCAUUAACCUCGAUAAACCAGCUAACCCUUCUUCUCAUGAAGUGGUGGCAUGGAUCAGACGUAUACUACGUGUGGAAAAAACUGGUCAUAGUGGAACGCUGGAUCCGAAAGUGACUGGCUGUCUCAUUGUAUGUAUUGAUCGAGCUACGCGCCUUGUGAAGUCUCAGCAAAGUGCUGGUAAAGAAUACGUUGGCAUUGUAAGGUUGCACAAUGCAUUGGAAAAUGACCUGCAGCUGUCGCGGGCUCUGGAAACUCUCACUGGCGCUCUGUUCCAGCGCCCACCCCUGAUUGCAGCUGUAAAGAGGCAACUUCGAGUAAGAACAAUAUAUGAAAGCAAACUUAUAGAAUAUGAUCCUGAGCGUCGGCUUGGUAUAUUCUGGGUGAGCUGUGAAGCUGGUACCUAUAUCCGCACCUUAUGUGUUCACCUUGGUUUGUUGCUGGGAGUUGGAGGUCAAAUGCAAGAGCUACGCCGUGUUCGUUCAGGAGUCCUGGGAGAAAAGGACAAUCUUGUCACCAUGCAUGAUGUCCUAGAUGCUCAGUGGCAAUUUGACAACAAUAAGGAUGAAACGUACCUCCGUAGAGUGAUCUUCCCACUGGAAAAACUUCUAGUGUCACACAAGAGAUUGGUCAUGAAAGAUAGUGCUGUUAAUGCAAUUUGUUAUGGAGCGAAAAUCAUGCUGCCUGGACUCUUGAGAUAUGAAGAUGGCAUUGAAUUAAAUCAGGAUGUUGUUGUUGUGACAACAAAGGGCGAGGCUAUCUGUAUAGCUACUGCUUUGAUGACCACAGCUGUGAUAUCUACCUGUGACCAUGGCAUUGUUGCAAAAAUAAAGCGUGUUAUUAUGGAAAGGGACACUUACCCCCGUAAGUGGGGUCUUGGACCUAAGGCCAGUCAAAAGAAGAUGAUGAUUCAGAAAGGACUUUUGGACAAGCAUGGCAAACCCAACAACAACACGCCAGAAAGCUGGAAGCAGGGAUACAGGGAUUACAGUGCUCAUCAGAAAGUUCAGCUCCAGGAGGACCAGCUUAAGGGGAAACAAAUGACAGACAUGGACAGUGCAACUCCUGAGGAUUCCAGCCAAAAAAAACGGAAGCGUAUGCUGAGCGAUACUGACAGUGAUUCUGCACAGACUGUAAGCAUUCAGGCAUUGAGUGGUGACGACGCUGUCCAAAAGAAGAAAACAAAGGAUGAAAAAGAAUAUGCAUCAGAGACUACAGAGUUGUCGGGGAAGAAGAAGAAGAAGAAAAAGAAAAUCAAAGAAACGUCUGAUUAAAUCAUCCUUUUACCUAUGUUCAGCUGUAUACUUAUGCUAGAAAAUUUUUAACUGGUGGCCACUUCUGUCUAUUUAGGUCUUGGUGUUUCUGUGAUUAUCCUGUUUUAAGGGUGUUACAGAGAUGCACCAGCUGUGUAAGUUAAGUUCCUUGUGAGGACAGGUUUUUUCUUUUUUAUUAGUGUUGAUCUGAUUUUUCCUGUUUGUCAUUUUGGUAAGGCAAACAGUAGCCCAAUAAAUGAUUUUUCUGCCAUUG
Spea bombifrons (plains spadefoot toad) is the source of this 1832-nucleotide messenger RNA. It is a transcript of the gene DKC1, whose product is annotated as dyskerin pseudouridine synthase 1. The record is from RefSeq and is a predicted model, not a curated record. Gene Ontology annotation, molecular function: pseudouridine synthase activity; RNA binding. The transcript has 17 exons. NCBI's taxonomy places the organism in Eukaryota, Metazoa, Chordata, Amphibia, Anura, Pelobatidae. Bases 47 to 1579 code for a protein of 510 amino acids. Gene Ontology annotation, biological process: box H/ACA sno(s)RNA 3'-end processing; mRNA pseudouridine synthesis; snRNA pseudouridine synthesis. Gene Ontology annotation, cellular component: box H/ACA snoRNP complex.